AUGCCCAGUAUGGCCGGCCUCCAUGCUGCUUGUGCUAGUCUGGUGUUGGCAUCAGAGUGCUAUGGUCCUGGUGUGAUUCGCGAUGCCGGAACCACCGAUGAAGCUCUAAGCAGUAUCAAGCCAGCCACCGGUUUUUUAUUCCUCCAGGAAAUCGGGGUACUCCUGCCGCACCAAAACCGCGCAAUCUACAAUGAACAUUUGAUGCUGCCUACCGUUCGUCCUACGCGUAACCUGGAAUUGCUAAACGAAAAAGCCGAACUUACACGGCGAAAUCCCGAUUUCCGGGACUCUAUGGUGCAUCUUCGCCGUGACUGGGGCUCGACGACCAUCUACUGCAUCGAUGAUGCUGAUGCUCAUGAGAUUGAUGAUGGUAUAUCCAUUGAAAGAGUUCAAGGCGCCGACUCUGAAUUUUGGAUUCAUGUACACGUAGCAAACCCAACGGCGUUUUUUGACAAAACGCAUACUCUUUCCGGUCUUGCCGCCCACAUGACUGAGACAGUCUAUACACCAGAGCGAUUCUUCCCAAUGCUACCAGAAUGGGCCAACGAGGAACACUUUAGUCUCAAGCGCAAUCGACCUGUCAUCACUUUCAGUUCUCGUAUCAACCGUACUGGAAAUGUGCUGGAAAGAAAGGUGCAACACGGCAUGGUUCAAAACGUCGUCAGUAUCACUUAUUCUCAAGUGGCUAAGCUGUUGGGUGACGAUAGCACUGUUGAAACACGAACACUCGUGGUUGGUGGAACUGUUCCUAAUCGCAAGCCGCCGAAGCUCCCAAAUCUCUCCCCCGGCCAGCUUAAAGACCUGGACGAUCUUUACACUGCAGCAAAAGCCUUGUGGGAGGCACGAAAGGCUGCUGGUGGUGUUAGGUUUAGUCCCGGCAACACCAGCGUUCGCGUUUGGGAAAACCCCGCACAAGAGGGGUUGCCAUGGAGAUCCCCGUCGGUGCAGCAGGCACGUGUCAUUCGUGGAGAUCCCAUCAUUCAGUUGACAAACACCAUACCCCAGGGCUUCAUGCAGCUUGAUCUUAGACCCAAGAACAUUGUCGAGGAGAUGAUGCUUCUUGCUUGUCAGACAGCAGCAACAUGGUGUGCUGAGCGGCAUAUUCCCGUCAUGUACAGGGGCACUGUCGAACCUCCCUCCGUUGAGGAAUUAUCGGCAGGAGAGCUCCAAGAACUAAUCCAACUACACUAUGAGAAACACGGGAAAGUUCCUCUUGAUCUUACCGCUCGAUGCCAAAAGGCACUAGGCAGAGCUAUUGCACAUUUCUCUCCUCUGCCACAUAAGAUCAUGGGUGUUCCAAGUUACGUCAAGGUUACUAGUCCGCUCCGACGCUAUAGCGACAUGAUGGCACAUUGGCAGAUUGAAGCUGCUCUACGGUACGAGGCAGAAUCGGGAAUGAAGUUUGAUGCAACUGCAGCUUCUGCUACUUCCCGAAACCUUCUCCCGUUCUCACUCCGGCAAAUGCGAGAGUCCAUUGUCACACUCUCGCCCCGAGAACGCAUCAUCUCGAUGGCAAAGCGGGACUCAGGUACCAUCGAGACAGAUCUGAGCAUGUCAAGAUUUUUUGUCUAUUUCGUUCUAGAAACCGUUAAGCCGCACGGCAAGCAAUCCGGUUCGUCUAGUGUGCACAAUUGUAUGGACAGGGCAGAGGACCCAAAAGCUCGGAUCACGGGCUGUCGCAAGUGCUGGGCUAAGGGGAGCGCAAAUCGCACGCACAGAUUGUGUGGCAUUAAUCUGUCUGCAUAG
This is a messenger RNA of Pyrenophora tritici-repentis Pt-1C-BFP, 1746 nucleotides long. RefSeq lists its product as uncharacterized. Gene Ontology annotation, molecular function: 3'-5'-RNA exonuclease activity; RNA binding. The record is from RefSeq and is a predicted model, not a curated record. NCBI's taxonomy places the organism in Eukaryota, Fungi, Ascomycota, Dothideomycetes, Pleosporales, Pleosporaceae.